Molecule: messenger RNA, 555 nt
Organism: Alternaria arborescens
Lineage: Eukaryota; Fungi; Ascomycota; Dothideomycetes; Pleosporales; Pleosporaceae
Exons: 1
Coding region: 1-555 (184 amino acids)
Source: RefSeq, a predicted model, not a curated record
AUGGCCGAAGCAGCUAGAAAAGUUGAGGGAGUCUCAAAGACUAGGGGAUCUGCUCAAGUCCGAGAAACCAGCAAGACCAAAACCACGCAGCAGGCCGAAUUCCAUCCUUUCAGCCGACUACCCGCCGAGCUCCGCGCCAAAAUAUGGGCUAUCGCACUAGAGGAUCAGAAAGAGCAAGUACCAGAUCAUUGGUCUUUUGGUUUCGGUUACGGCAACACGGUAACCAUUCAUGAGCACGAAGAAAUGGAUGGGGAGAAACAGUCAAGUAUCAUGUCAACACGCGGCUACCCCACUCUCUUCGCUGUCAACCGCGAAGCUCGCUAUGAGGCUGGCAAAGUUGACGGAGGUGCAUGGUAUGAAUGGGGUACUGACGCUCGAGAGGUCUACGUGAAUCUAGACAAGGAGAGAGUAUACCUUGCGACAUGCUGCAACAGCAUAGGAUGGUCUACAGAAACUCACCUUCGUUCCAAAGCACACGGGACCACAGAUUGCAUCCACCCCUGGAACUCGCAACUCGAGAAAGACAUGAUUAUGAUUAGGGAUCUCAUUGGCUGA